AUGCGAAUCUUGUUUAUCGGUGAUGCGUUGAUAAGAUGGAUUAGAAACUCAAGUAUCAGUGGUGAUUCUGUGGAGUCUGGAGAGUCCAAGACUGAUUUCACCACUUGUUCAAGCUUGCCAGAACAUUUCUCUUUAAACAACGGGAUUUGUUCCAACGAGUCCAAAACUUCCACCAAGUCCUCAGGCACGGUGGUCAAAACAGACUGGAUGCCAUACUCUCCGUCAAUACACGCGGUCAACCGCUCACUUAACGUAGACAUGGCUUAG
Ogataea philodendri is the source of this 267-nucleotide messenger RNA. RefSeq lists its product as uncharacterized. The record is from RefSeq and is a predicted model, not a curated record. The transcript has a single exon. Lineage: Eukaryota; Fungi; Ascomycota; Pichiomycetes; Pichiales; Pichiaceae. The coding region runs from base 1 to 267 and encodes 88 amino acids.